CGAUAAUAAUAGGUUCAACCUACCUUGUAGAUGAUUGCAUUUGACCCCUACCCAUGCCUCUGCUGCCUAUGCUCCAACCAUGAUAACGACUGGGCGGUAGCGAUUGGAUUAUGCUAUUGGUGCUUCUUCUGGGUAAACAGGCCCACCUUUUAUCUUCAACCCGGAUGAACCACUUAUCGCUGUGGCCCUGCCUCGUACCUAUGCUCAGCCAAUUUGCUUGAAAUGGCAAGAACAAGACUUCAUCGAAUGACCCGAAGGACUAGAUCCUCACCCUACACUGUAAUGACACGGAGCCAAAAUAAGGGGCAACAAACCCUAAAAGAGCCUACCUCAAAGAAAGAUUGGGAAGAUGCAACAUGCUCCGUGUGCAUGGAGUACCCCCACAAUGCAGUCCUCCUUUUAUGCUCCUCCCAUGACAAGGGUUGCCGCCCUUACAUGUGUGGCACUGGCUACAAAUUCUCUAACUGCCUCAACCAAUUCAAGAAGGCUUAUGCCACCACCUCGAAAACCCCAAGAUGCUAUCCCCCUACUGAAACUAAUGUUGGAGAUUGCUCAAGCGAGCUUACUUGUCCUCUUUGUCGAGGUCAGGUGAAGGGGUGGACAGUGGUGGAUGGUGCACGAGAGUUCUUGAACACAAAGAGAAGGGGGUGUGUGCAAGGCUCGUGUAUGUAUUCAGGGACAUAUGAGGAGCUUAGGCGGCAUAUGAGGACGAAGCACAAAGGGGCGGGUAGGCAAGAGGUGGACCCUGCAAGGCGGAGGGAUUGGGCCCGCAUGGAGCAAGAGAGAGAGAGGGAUGAUGUGAUGAGCACGAUUAGGUCUACAAUGCCUGGUGCUAUUGUGCUUGGUGACUAUGUUAUAGAACAUGGUGGGGGUAGUGGGGCCCACGCGUAUGACAGAGAUUGGUUGGACUUUUUGCUUUUGGAGACGGCGAGGAUGAGGCGGCUCGGGAGAUUUUAUCAUGGGGUCGGGGGUUUGGGGGGACCCAAUUUGAUGCAGAGGCUGAGGUCUGAGGACCUAUUGGAUGACGAUGAUACCCAUGACAUCUAUGAUAUUCAUGAUGAUGAUGACGACGACGACAAUGAUGAUGAUGAUGAUGGUGAUGGUGACAACGCGGUUGGUGGGGAUGAUGAGGGUGAUGGUAACAGUGAUGGUGGGGGUGGGUAUGAAGGUGGUCCUCGGUUUUCACCUAUCAAUGACAGAGAAAGGCGCAGGAGUAUGGUGGCGGGGAGGAGCCGCAGGAGAUCAUUGGCGGACCUAACCUGAGUAUGGGAGUAUGUUUGUAUGUCGUGUUUACAUGUAGCGAGUCUGGUAAUUGCAACAUUUCUUCUUCUUGUUGAUAGCUAGGUUGGGUUCAAACACAAAAGCUCAAGGUGGCAACAUCAUGUACCUCCUAGUUGAGCUAUGAGCUUGAAUACCCUUCCUCAACUGUUGGAUUCAAACCUACAACCUCAGGUCGCAACAUUAUGCACCUCUCUCAGUAGCAUUAUCCAUUUCGAGAUCCAAGAAGCAGGAUCUAUUUGGAUUUAGAAAAUUCGGGCUGUCUGGGAUCUGAUCGGGGGAAACCUAAUCAACCCUUUAAUUGACCCCAAACUGCAUUUGGUAGUAUGCGUUUGGGGCCUAGUCAUUGUAUGCUAUACAGUGGGUAUUUUGUUAUAUUGGAAGGAAAAUGCAGAUUUUUUCAAUGCGAGUAUAGUGUAUGAACCUGGCCUUCUCAAAUAGGUAGAAUGAAUGGGCUUUCAUAAUUUUUAAUCUA
Amborella trichopoda is the source of this 1753-nucleotide messenger RNA. NCBI's taxonomy places the organism in Eukaryota, Viridiplantae, Streptophyta, Magnoliopsida, Amborellales, Amborellaceae. The record is from RefSeq and is a predicted model, not a curated record.